Messenger RNA from Zootermopsis nevadensis, 931 nucleotides. Its product is annotated as dynactin subunit 3. Gene Ontology annotation, cellular component: dynactin complex. NCBI's taxonomy places the organism in Eukaryota, Metazoa, Arthropoda, Insecta, Blattodea, Termopsidae. The record is from RefSeq and is a predicted model, not a curated record. Gene Ontology annotation, biological process: cytoskeleton-dependent cytokinesis.
GAUUUCCUGGAGUUCUUUCAGAUCAAUGCUCAGCGAAGUAAUAAAGACAAAGUAUCUAUCCCCAAGGAGUUCAUACCUGAAGAUUGUCCAAUUCGUUUCCAGCUACGUCUUGAUAUCACAAUUCCAUAUUUAGUGUUCAAAGAUGCUGUUGACACAAGACGAAAUGAAGGAGAUUGAUUUGAUUGAAGCAAGGAUUGUGGAUCUAGAGAAACGAAUUGUUGGAAAUCUUCAUUCAACGGAAAAUUACGUUCCCAUCGUCGAUUCUCUUGAGACUACAAAUUCCUUGAUAAACACUUCACUGAUAGGUAGAGAAUCUGCUUCAAUGUUCAUGCGAAGGCUGGCCGAGCUAGACACACUGCUUGAUCCUGCAGCUGAAGAUAGGACACUGAAUUUGUCAGUCAAAAUGGAACAGGUGCUUGUCAUGGAACCAUUCUUGCAGCACAAUGUGAGGGCUCUCAACGAAAUGCAGCAGUUGGUGUCAGUGUUGGAUAGCGAGGCCAUUAAGAAUGUUCCAAGUUUGACGCGUCGGCUUGAGAAGCUCACAUUGUUUUAUCUGGACAGAAAGCAAGAGACCGAUACCAUGACUGCCAACAUAAUGGACUUACUUCAACAGUAUAAUACAAUCAUCAUGAAUGUGACAAAGUCAUUUGCUCAGUUUGAAGAUGUCGUCACUAAGUGUGAAAUUGCCACACAGCCCAAGAAGGAAGCAGAGUGAUUAUCUGCUUAUAUGGACAUUCAAAAAUUAACAAAUAAUAUUCACUUAUUUUGCUGUAGGUUUGAAUAUUCAGAUUGUAAUGACCUGCAAUUGUUUUUUUAUAUCCUUCUUUCAGUCAGUGUCUCAUGUAAAAUGAAGUGUAUCAAGUCCCUAAUUGUUUCAUUAUCAUAAGAACUGAUUUGAACAGAAUUUAUUAAACAUGACAAUUUAAAUUUA